Messenger RNA from Synchytrium microbalum, 783 nucleotides. RefSeq lists its product as uncharacterized. Lineage: Eukaryota; Fungi; Chytridiomycota; Chytridiomycetes; Synchytriales; Synchytriaceae. The transcript has 7 exons. The coding region runs from base 1 to 783 and encodes 260 amino acids. The record is from RefSeq and is a predicted model, not a curated record.
AUGCCCGUAAUCCGAGUCAAGCUAUUGACUAUGUCUAAUGGAACCCUAUACUUGUUUGGUGAUUCAACGUCUGCAGAAAAGCCAUUGACUGCAGACCGGAAUCUCCUCGACCUGUUUAAUCUCACACAUCUGUACAAGCGACACAUUCAACCACAACCAUCAUCAUCAGGCACUGCUGGGGGCUCAAAGCACCAUGCUGAUCAGGUUAAAUCGGAAUCAUCUUUUGGAGUGUAUAUUGAACAGUUGCCAGGAAACAACACACCACAACCAAACGAUACACUAUCCCGACUCGCACACAGCAUACUACCAACAGCAGCAUCAUCGUCAUCAUCGCCAGAACCACCACCACUACCUCUAGGACGUUUCGACGAGUCAACACUACAGCGUGCUUUUGCAUUGCAAGAAUCAAAACAGGCUUUAUCACAUCUGGAUCGAUCAUGGCUCGGUAUAGAAGAACCAACCUUAGCUUCAACACCUGAAUCGGCUAGUACUACUAGUACCACAAUACCACCAGGAACAGCUGCUGCACCAACCCCGAAUACGAGUACAGUAACAUUUGCAUCGCCAGCUACAACGACAGGGCCGUCGUUGAAACUGAAGAUAAGAUUGCCGAUGCUUGGGUCGAUUUCAGACGCUGGGAAUCCGUAUGGGUCGGGUGAUGAAGCCAAAAAGAAAAAGAAGAAACAUAAACGAUCUCAUGAUGAGAUGGACAUUGAUGAUGUUGACGGCAGUCAAGAAAAGAAGAAGCACAAGACAGACCACGACCACGAUGUAGAUGAAUAA